Messenger RNA from Pseudovirgaria hyperparasitica, 3576 nucleotides. RefSeq lists its product as uncharacterized. Gene Ontology annotation, cellular component: chromatin. Lineage: Eukaryota; Fungi; Ascomycota; Dothideomycetes; Acrospermales; Acrospermaceae. Bases 173 to 3427 code for a protein of 1084 amino acids. Gene Ontology annotation, molecular function: DNA-binding transcription factor activity, RNA polymerase II-specific; zinc ion binding; RNA polymerase II cis-regulatory region sequence-specific DNA binding. The record is from RefSeq and is a predicted model, not a curated record. Gene Ontology annotation, biological process: DNA-templated transcription; regulation of transcription by RNA polymerase II. The transcript has 5 exons.
CUGUAAUCCCCACGAAAGAAGCUUUCUUCAAGAGCCGUACUUGCUGCAGUAGGGUCCCGGUGCGGACGGCUUGCCCUUGCCCGAUACGACCUGUUCCGAUUCAGCCCUAUCAUUCUUGGGCUGACCUUUCACAAUACUGCCAGACACAAUUGCUGAUUCGUGAAGCUUGGUCAUGACGGCUCAGGUCCUCUCUGUACAUACUGGUUAUACGUCGGAAUUUGGGCAGCAUCGCGAAUCGAGCAUGUCUGCCAUAUCAGAUACCCCAAGGAUGGGUCUUCCCACGCCAGCCUCUCCCAACUCAGGAGACGAUCCAAGAGGUCGGCGUCGUACAAGAGAAGAUGAAGAUCAGACGCACGAUGGCGAUAAUGGUGAUGAUGCUGAUGGAGCAGAUCCAGGUGGUUCUUCGAGAAAGAGAAGACGAAGUCGGAAAGGACUCGAUAAGAAGUUUGAUUGUCCCCACGAGGGCUGCGGGAAGAGCUACUCAAGAGCGGAGCAUUUAUACCGCCAUCAAUUGAACCACAACCCCAAGCAAAUAUAUCGUUGCGACUUUCCUGACUGUAAUCGAUCUUUUGUUCGCCAGGACCUGUGUGCGAGACACAAAGAACGACAUACUGCCCGAGGCUCACAGCUGCUCCGCAAGGAUACAUUUAUGCAUAAUGCGAAUCCUAUAGUAACUGCUGCCUUGGAGGGCCAGAAAUCUCAUCCUCAGCAGGGACAGCAUUCGCCUACGGUCUAUAUGCGGGAUUCACCUGCAUCGGCCCACCCAAGCUCUGCGACUGUAGGUUCUGCAGCCGUUGGAGGGUCGUCGAUAUCCCCUCCAUUGAAUGCGACCUUGCCCUCACCCGCAUCCGAAUCUGCUAUGCGGUCUACAGCUGGUUAUGGGCGUAGGGAUGAACGGUACGACAUGACUCCACGGGCAUAUAACAAUCACCAACAAGGGCAACGAACUCCAAGCUUUGGUGCUAUAAGCGCGGCGCGACCCAACAUGUCACCGCACACAAGUAAUGACGGAUUCGCCCGGCCAGGCCUUCCCACCCAGGCAUCUGGUGGCCACAUGCAAACUUAUAAUCAAAGCAAUAAUUCACCUUACAGCGGCCCCACUGGGCAACAGUACAACUCACAAGCACCACAAGCACCACAAGGACCACAGGACUACAAGCAAUACACCCCUUCGUCAGCUAGCUAUCAAGCGCAGCAGAGCAUUCCUCAAUUUAAUAAUCUACCUCCACCCGGUUUUCAGACGAUGAACAAUGCGACUGAUGCCCGCGGUCAACCCCAAGGCCAUCAUACCCCACAAACAUCCCACCUGGAGAAUGGGCAGACUGCAGUCGUCUCGGAUACACCGAUGCUUGGCACCACUCCCGGUUUUCAGUCGUCGAUACCAGUGUUCGGGGGUGAGGGCUACAGUAGAUCGCCAUUUGCCAUGGCCGAUGAUUUUGCUGCUUGGUUGUUUAAUGAAUCAAACUUGAAUACGAAUGGCGGGUCGGCUAUGAAUCUUCAACAUGGAAGUGUCGCACCGGGACUGGGGUCAUCGUCCACCAUCGGACUACAAGCACCAUAUUUUAAUUACGAUCCGGUUGUCAGCGGGUAUUAUACUCCACAGGCACCCCAACAACAUCCAAUGGCUGUCAAUAGUAUUCUUGAUACUAGUCUGCCGGAGUCUGCGCUGUCGGAGGAGAAGCGAUCUCAGCUCAUCGAUCUUAUCGAAGAACGAUUCAACGAGACUGACCAUGCACCCGUAAAGAGGCAAAAGGCUGAGCUUUUGGAAGGCAACAGGGAUGGCCCCCAUCAUAUCCUCAGCCUACACAUGAUGCAGACUUUCAUUGCGUCGUACUGGUCUCAUUUCCAUCCCCAAAUGCCUAUCCUGCACCGUCCGACUUUCAAUGCGGCAUCAUGUCCAAACAUCCUGCUACUGGCCGUCAUGGCCGUUGGAGCUGCAUGCUUGGAAAAGAACCACGGAUACGACACAACUCAAACAUGUUCUGAACUUGCCAACUUUCUGGCUUGGCAUCUGCGAUGGGAAGUAUUCAUGGAUGCGGACUUUCGUCCCCCUGCUAAGCUUUGGAUUUUCCAGGCAUUGAUAUUACUCGAGAUCUUCGAGAAGAUGUUUUCAACCAGGCCUCUCCACGAAAGAGCACAUAUCCACCAUGCUACAACCCUCACACUGAUGCGUAGAGGAAGCUCGCUCAUCGGUAGAUCUGCGAUGGAUUCUCCGCCAAGUACGAAGGACCCUAAAUCGAAUGGUAGUGCAUCGACGGCACCACAGACACCCGAUGAAUGGUGGAAUCAUUGGAUAUCCAACGAAGCGACACGAAGGGCAGCAUUCGCUGCUUUUGUCAUGGACUCGAUACAUGCCACAAUGUUUGGCCAUUCCGCCGUUAUGGUCGCGCACGAGAUGCGCCUGCCUCUCCCGUGCGACGAAACACUGUGGUCAGCCACCAGUGGCGCGGAAGUUGGGCGUAUCGAGACCAGCUUACACAACAACGGCGUCAAGCCAACAACCUUCCUCGAGGGUCUGAAGAAGACUCUCAACGGACAAGCAGUACAUACGAACGCCUUUGGUCGCAACAUUAUCAUGGCAGGUCUGCUGAGUGUCACAUGGCACAUGAACCAAAGAGACCUCCAAGUAACAUCCUUGGGUGUGUCACAGGCAUUAGGCGGUCGUGACAAAUGGCGCGGAGCUCUCACUCGUGCCUUUGACUUUUGGAAAACAGACUUUGAUGGUGCUGUAGCAAAAGUAGAUCAUGCACAGCAGCACCAGACCGGCUCGAGUUCACGCCGCAGUGCGUUGGAUGACAAUCUUAUGUACGAAAGUCGCACCGUUCUGCACCAUCUGGCACAUAUGGCCAUGCAUGUCGACAUAGUGGACUGCCAGAUCUACGCCGGUGCGACGCGGCUCUUGGGUCGCAGUAUUACAUCUCAGGAUGCGAAUGGUGCUCAGAAACGUAUGAAGGAAGUGUGGGCACCUACAGCAAAGGCCCGAGAUGCGACCUUUUACGCCCUGCGCUUCUUGAGUCAAGUAUUGAUUCCUGAAGACAGGCCCAACCACUCCAGCCUCAUUUCUUCUGUGCCGAUGCAAUCCAAUCCGGACAUGACUUACGUUGCGCGCGAAGACUUUCUCCUCAAUCGCCCCUGGGUUCUCUAUUUCGCUGUACUCAUCGUCUGGUCUUACGGUUACGCACUCGAUGGCCCGCUCAGUCCGGCCUAUACACUGAAUACACACGACGAAUGCGUCCGAGACAUGCAGGGCUAUCUACGGCGAGUGGGGACUGUACGCGCCCCUGAUGAUCUUGCGAAGCUCCAGAACCGCAAUGCAUGUCUGGGCUUGUUGGUUCUUAUGCGAGACAUGUUCAAGAAGACCCGCUGGGAACUCCUUCAUGAGGCUAGCGUACGCCUCACUAAAUGCAUUGAGCUCCUCGCGCCAUGAUUUCAUGCCUGAGCAGGAGUCCUUGACAUGAGCCACAUAUCUCACCUACCGUUUGUACAAACCAUUUCAUUGUCCCGAUAGCAUAUCCGGCGUUUUGACGGUUAUCUGGAGCAUGCCCGUUCAUGUUCUGCGCCAUAUAUUGUCACGAU